AUGCCGUGGAGAGACCGCUUCAAUCAGAUCAAAAAUGAGUUCAACGACAUGAUUGGUGGCGGAUCGCAGCAGCAGCAGCAGCAGCAGCAGUACUGCCAUCAGGGCGGCGCAGCGCCGCCGCCGCCGCCGGUGCCGCCUCAUCCGCAACAUGGCGCGGGAGGCGCGCCGCCGCCGCCGAUCCCGCACCACCCCCCGCCGCAGGGCUCUCGUGUGUACUGGCAGCCUCAGUUCCUGCCGCACGUCGACGUAUCGCACGAAUGGGAUGCCAAGACGGGUCAUGGCACGGACGGCUGGGGCAACCACGAGUUGCAAAACUAUACCGACCAGCCCCAGAAUGCGUUUCACACGCAAGAUGGUAGACUCGUGCUCCGCGCCGUGGCCAACCACUCUGCCAGCAACGCCGACCAAAAGUACACGUCUGCACGCCUCGUCAGCAAGCAGACCCUCGCGCACGACCGCGGCGUGCUCUCCGCCGUCAUCCUGUCGCCGUGCGCCGAGGGCAUCUGGCCCGCGUUCUGGCUGCUCCCGCAGGAGCCCUUUGCCUGGCCGACGGACGGCGAGAUUGACAUUGCCGAGACGUGGAACGGCGACGCGGAGAAUCACAGCUGCCUGCACUGGGGCCAGCACGACCAGCCGGACCGGCAUCGGAUCCGCGGGACGCGCAUCCCGGACAUGCGGCAGCGGCCGGUGCAGUAUGAUUUCGUGUGGGAGCAACCUGGUGGGGAGGCGGGUCGCGGCCGGAUGAUUUGGUAUAUUGACGGGAGGCCGGUGAUGAAGGCGACGGUGCCAGCGGGGACGAGGCCGCUGCGGGACAUGACGGUGCUGCUCAACGUGGCCAUGGGGGGCAACGUGUGUCAGGAUGGAGAAUGGGGGCUGGGGCCGGUUCGAGUAUGA
Messenger RNA from Beauveria bassiana ARSEF 2860, 894 nucleotides. RefSeq names its product glycoside hydrolase family 16. The coding region runs from base 1 to 894 and encodes 297 amino acids. Gene Ontology annotation, molecular function: hydrolase activity, hydrolyzing O-glycosyl compounds. Lineage: Eukaryota; Fungi; Ascomycota; Sordariomycetes; Hypocreales; Cordycipitaceae. Gene Ontology annotation, biological process: carbohydrate metabolic process. The transcript is spliced from 3 exons. The record is from RefSeq and is a predicted model, not a curated record.